Messenger RNA from Setaria italica (foxtail millet), 1959 nucleotides. Its product is annotated as probable glycerol-3-phosphate acyltransferase 3. The coding region runs from base 103 to 1716 and encodes 537 amino acids. Gene Ontology annotation, biological process: cutin biosynthetic process. Gene Ontology annotation, cellular component: membrane. The transcript has 2 exons. The record is from RefSeq and is a predicted model, not a curated record. Lineage: Eukaryota; Viridiplantae; Streptophyta; Magnoliopsida; Poales; Poaceae. Gene Ontology annotation, molecular function: glycerol-3-phosphate 2-O-acyltransferase activity; phosphatase activity.
GAUCCAUCGCAGAGCACAGUGCAGAGCGCCUGGCAGCCUGCCAAACCUGCUGCCAUCGUCGCGCGCUCAAGCUAGCUAGCUCCCUGCGGCCACAGGGCAGCCAUGUCCAAGGCCUUCGCCAAGUCCCUCUCCCAGCUCAACAGGGCCCUCAUUAGGAGGCUCAACGCCCUCGUCAUCCGCGCGCAGCCGCCUCCGCCGGGGAGGCCGGAUGGGCACGUCGCGGCGGUGACGCUGGACGCGCUCCCGGUCCCGGCAGGCGGCGGCGCCGCCGUGUGCAAGGUCGAGGGCGGCCUGCUCAGGUCCUCAUCCGCCUUCCCGUACUUCAUGCUCGUGGCGCUGGAGGCCGGCGGCCUCCUCAGGGGCAUCCUCCUGCUCGUGCUCUACCCUGCCCUGCGCCUGCUCGGCCACGGCUGCGCGAUCAAGGCCAUGGCCGUCGUGAGCUUCCUCGGGCUGAGGAAGGACGCGUUCCGGGCUGGCAGGGCGGCGCUUCCCAGGCUGUUCCUGGAGGACGUGAGCGCCGAGGUGUUCGACGCGACGGUGGCGCCGACGGCGUCGCCGCACCGGCGGCGGCGGUGCGUGUGCGUGAGCGCCAUGCCGCGGGCGAUGGUGGAGCCGUUCCUGAAAGACUACCUCGGCGUCGACGCCGUCGUGGCGCCGGAGAUGAGGGUGUUCAGGGGGCGCUACCUGGGCGUCAUGCAGGGUGAAAGCGAGGUGCUGCGAGGGCUGGACGUGGAGAAGAUGAUCGCCAUGGCGGAGAAGGGCGGUGAUGGCAGUGACGUGGUUGGCGUUGGUGGGCUUGGGUCAUCGUUUGUCCAGCUCUUCCAAAAGCAUUGCAAGGAGGUGUACGUGCCUACCGAGUCAGCGCGGCGGCGGUGGCACGCGCUCCCUCGGCGGCGCUUCCCGAAGCCGCUCAUCUUCCACGACGGCCGCAUCGCGUUCCGGCCGACGACCGCCGCGACGCUCGCCAUGUUCAUGUGGCUGCCGCUGGGCGCGGCGCUCGCCGUCGUCCGCAUCGCCUCCUUCAUCGUCCUCCCGUUCUCCCUCUCCGUGCCCCUCCUCGCCGCCCUCGGCAUGCACAGCCGCCUCAUCGCCAACGCCUCCGCGGCGGCCACCAACCUCUUCGCCUGCAACCACCGCUCCCUGCUCGACCCGCUCUACGUGGCCGCCGCCGCCGGGCGCGCCGACCUCGCCGCGGCCACCUACAGCAUCAGCCGCCUCUCGGAGGUCCUGUCGCCGAUCCCCACCUUCCGGCUCACCCGCGACCGCGCGGCGGACCGCGCCGCCAUGCAGGCGAAGCUGUCCCGCAGCGGCGGGCUCGUGGUCUGCCCCGAGGGCACCACCUGCCGCGAGCCGUUCCUGCUGCGGUUCAGCCCGCUGUUCGCCGAGCUCGGCCGCGACGUGACGCCGGUGGCGCUGCACUCGGCGGUGGGCAUGUUCCACGGCACGACGGCGGGGGGCUGGAAGGCGCUGGACCCGCUGUUCCUGCUCAUGAACCCGGUGCCCGCCUACAUCGUGCAGUUCUUGGACACCGUCGAUUGCGGCGGCGGCGGCCCGGAGGCGGCGCGCGCCGUGGCGAACGAGGUGCAGCGGCGGAUCGCGGAGGCGCUGGGGUACACGUGCACGGGGCUGACGAGGAGGGACAAGUACCUCAUGCUCGCCGGCAACGAAGGCAUCGUCGACGUCGACCACGGCGCCAGGAAGAAAACCGCUUACUAGUAGUGUGAUUGCAGGCUUCAGCGAAGGAUUGCAAAGAGAUUGAAUCAAAGCAUUUUGUGAUAUUCCGUGUUAUAUAUGAUCUGUAUAUACUCAACUCAGGGUAGUGUAUUGCAAAAGUCACGUGUGCGUGUAAAAUUUAACGGAAUUCAUAGAGAUGUAAGUUGGAUACCCUUUUUUUCGUUUUUGAGGUGAAAUUAAGCUUUACAUCGUUUUGAAUUCAAAUACUGUCUGCCUUGUUUGGGA